Messenger RNA from Camellia sinensis, 673 nucleotides. NCBI's taxonomy places the organism in Eukaryota, Viridiplantae, Streptophyta, Magnoliopsida, Ericales, Theaceae. The record is from RefSeq and is a predicted model, not a curated record.
GCUAGGAAGUUUGAAAGUGGGUUGCGUGGACCGAUACAGGAUCGAGUUAACAUGCUCAACAUGCCGACUUACGCCGGAGUGUUAGACAAGGCCAUCCUAGCAGAAGCUAACUUGAACCGAUAUCAGAGUUCAGCAGAGAGCUAGAGGAAGAGACAAAACUAUGAGAAUCGCCGGGUACCGUUUAAUGCCAAGAAGGCGGCGAAUAUGGGCUGUUCCAGCAACUCAAAUUGGGAAGGUGAUACUAAGCCGACGUGUGCAAGUAGUGGGAAGCCACAUUUUGGGGUCUGUCGUUGGGCGUCAGGAGCUUGCUUUGAAUGCGGCGAGAUAGGCCAUCGUGUGAAGGAUUGUCCGAAGACAAAGGCUGACGAUGGUAAGAAGAAUGGGAACACUUCGGGCUCUGCACAGAAAAACAUCGGAAGGGCGUAUGCGAGGCAGGGCAGAGUUUUUACAUUAGUGUCAGGAGACACCCAGAGUGCGGAGACAGUAGUGUCAGGUUCUCGAAGGAAGAUCUUACCGACUGCAGCAUCCUUGGGUUGGAAUUGUAAACCGUUCACAGGCUGAUAUAAAUAGAAAUGUUGACAUGCUUGAUGCUAGGCGUAGGGAGCGUGAAUUCUUUGCCACCAAUCCUGACUAUGGACACUCAGCCAGCAGAAUGGGUUCAGAAUAUCUUGCA